Molecule: messenger RNA, 307 nt
Organism: Caenorhabditis elegans
Lineage: Eukaryota; Metazoa; Nematoda; Chromadorea; Rhabditida; Rhabditidae
Gene: R06B9.5
Product: Phosphoinositide phospholipase C
Exons: 3
Coding region: 32-307 (91 amino acids)
Source: RefSeq, marked reviewed
AAAACCCAAAAAACCCCCAAAUUUCCUGCAGAUGACGUACGAUUUGUCUCGCUUGACACAGGAUCUUCCACACGAAACAUCAGAGCCGUCGCCGAAAUCGGCGUCGACGCUCAGCUUGCCACCCGGCGAAUCGGACCAAAACGGGAACACGUCGAGUCACGAGGGUGUCACACCACCACGUCGCCGCUGCACCAUAAGCCGCUCAUCGUCAAUCGACUCGAUUUCUGGGGAAACACUAAUCAGCGAGUAUUUCUCGUCCGACGAGCUCGACAAGCUGAGCACUGCACUUAGCGAGGUAACUUUUUAA